AUGUAUUGGAAGAAGGAGAUGCCGAGUUGUCCGCUGCUGUCAUCGCCAUUCUCGCUCAGUUGGCGCAAGAGUUCCACGUCAACAAAUGCGAAUGUAUCAACUUGGCCGUCCACGACUUCAGCGUCACUUUCCAGCUCAUGGGCCGCAAUGUCGCUCAUGUCUCGCGCAUCGUCUUCCGCGAUCCCGCCACUGCCGCGCGGGACAUCCGGUCUGAGAGCGAGCUCACCAACAUUUUGUCAGGUAUACGAUCCGAGACCCAGAGAACUGAGGCGGUUGAGAUGUUGUUGGAGCACGAGCCUUGGGAGAUGGAGGCGAAGAAUAGCCUCUUUGCUGUGCUUGUGGCGCGGUCUGGUUUUGCCGGUUGGCAAGCGCACUACGUCAAUGUGGAUAGAUGGAGACAAAGAGGGUUUGGGUGAUCCUCCGGAGACGAGUGCGACUGGCCCCACCAGCGAGGUUCCACCACCACGAGGCUGGACGGCGGGUUCGUCGACGACGACGACCACGACUGAUACGUCCCAGUCUGGUUCUACGGCUACCGGUGGCACAGCCUUCAAGAUGUUCCCCUGUCCGGCCGUUGCUGCAGAUUUGCAUCGUCUCCAGGGCAUCGACACGACCCAUCAUCAGUCCAUGCACCGCUUGCCGUAUUUCCGCUGGUUAGAAGAUCCAACAUUCCGCGUCCAGGUGUCCCCUCCUCUCACAACUGACAAGUCGGGCGCACCGCCUUCAUCUCCCAUUGGUCCUACGUCUUCUAUGACCGCCGCGUCCGCGGGCUUCGUUGUUUCUACCACGGAAGACAAGGAACCAAUCAGGCAGGAGCCCGAGGACUUGGACGACCUCCGGUGCAAGACCGACCAUCAGACCGUUCUGUCCCUCUUGUCACGCCCAGACUUGUUGGUCGAACUGCACGAGUACCUAGGUUCCGGGCGAUUAUGGGAUGCCUACCGCGUCAAACUCUCCUCUGGCUCGACACCGUCACAGGUCGUCGUGGCAAAGAUCUGUAAUCUGUACACUUUCACGCUGGGCGACGCGUACGAAUACGAGACCCCCUCGGCGGCGGCCGACGCAAUCGAGAUCGAGCUCGACUUGUUGACCCACUUACAAGCGGUCCAGGGGGAGAUCGUCCCCCGAUUGUACGGACGAUGGACGGGCAGGUGUCAGUUGCCCAGUGGCGGGACGGUGCGCUUGGAUUGUGUCAUGUUGGAAGACUGUGGGAGGGCCAUCGUCCCGUCUGACGAACUUGAAACCUGGUUAUACGAUGGCGACGAGGUGGAGAGGUUCCCGACCAAUUUGUCAUCCGAUGUCCGACAGCAGAUCAUAGAAAGCUAUGAGAAGCUACACAAACAAGGGAUCUUGCAUGUCGACGUCAACGCCCGACAUAUCCUUCUUCAUCCGGUUGAUAAAAAACCACGAAUCAUCGAUUUCGAGGGCGCGAUAUCUAUUUCCGAGGCCCAAGCAACGAACCAGGACUACGACGCGGAGCAAGAGAUGGAGAGGGUUCGGUGGUUGGUGCGCGCGGACGAGGAGCGUUGA
Molecule: messenger RNA, 1530 nt
Organism: Cryptococcus amylolentus CBS 6039
Lineage: Eukaryota; Fungi; Basidiomycota; Tremellomycetes; Tremellales; Cryptococcaceae
Exons: 4
Coding region: 1-1530 (509 amino acids)
Biological process (GO): protein phosphorylation
Molecular function (GO): protein kinase activity; ATP binding
Source: RefSeq, a predicted model, not a curated record